GAUCGAUCUCCCAAAUCUCAAAUUCGGAACAAAACACAUAAUUUGGUUCGGUCUUCUUCUUCAAUUUUCACCGACACAAACCCGUCUUUUUUCCUCUUCUCUCUCAUUUCUAUCAAUAUUCUAUACAAUUCCCCCCCAGUCGUCGAAGAAGCUACAGCUUGCAAUUUGCUCGUGUUCUCUUCCAUUGUUCCAAGCCUUUCCAUGGCUUCCACGGUUGAUUCCAAUAUCUUCUCAUCCGUCCCAGCUCUUCAGAGUAACCUCGGAAUUUUGUCUCCUGAUCAGAUCGAAUUGGCCAAGAUCUUAUUGGAAAAUGGUCAGAGUCAUCUCUUCCAACAAUGGCCUCAACUUGGCGUUGAUGACAAACAGAAACUAGAUUUUUUCGAUCAGAUUGCUCGCUUAAAUUCAAGCUAUCCUGGGGGUUUAGCGGCGUACAUUAAGACUGCGAAAGAGCUUCUCGCUGAUUCCAAACUAGGGAAGAACCCAUAUGAUGGUUUCUCUCCUUCUGUUCCUUCAGGAGAAAAUCUUACUUUUGGUAAUGAGAACUUCAUCGAAAUGGAAAAAAGAGGUGUCGUCGAAGCUAGGAAUGCUGCUUUUGUUCUUGUUGCUGGUGGUCUUGGCGAGCGUCUUGGUUACAAUGGAAUCAAGGUGGCACUUCCAAGGGAGACAACUACUGGGACAUGCUUCUUGCAGCACUAUAUUGAAUCUAUAUUGGCUCUUCAAGAAGCUAGCAACAAGAUCGCUUCUGAUGGAAGUCAGAGAGACAUUCCUUUCAUUAUUAUGACAUCUGAUGAUACACAUUCACGUACACUGGAGUUAUUAGAGUCAAACUCUUAUUUUGGGAUGAAACCUACUCAAGUUCAUCUUCUAAAACAGGAAAAAGUUGCAUGUCUUGAUGAUAACGAUGCCAGGCUUGCAUUAGACCCUCACAACAAAUACAGUAUCCAGACAAAACCUCAUGGACAUGGCGAUGUACAUUCACUUCUAUAUUCCAGUGGCCUUCUUCAUAAAUGGCUUGAUGCUGGUUUAAAAUGGGUAUUGUUUUUCCAAGAUACAAAUGGACUUCUCUUCAAUGCAAUUCCAGCUUCUUUGGGUGUGAGUGCAACCAAACAGUAUCAUGUCAACUCUCUUGCUGUUCCCCGUAAAGCGAAGGAAGCUAUUGGAGGAAUUACUAAACUUACUCACGUUGAUGGCAGAUCUAUGGUAAUCAAUGUGGAGUACAAUCAACUUGAUCCUCUACUUAGAGCAUCUGGAUUCCCUGAUGGAGAUGUUAACUGUGAGACGGGCUUUUCCCCAUUCCCGGGAAAUAUUAAUCAAUUGAUUCUGGAACUUGGUCCCUACAAAGACGAGUUGCAAAAAACUGGAGGGGCCAUCAAAGAGUUUGUUAAUCCAAAAUACAAGGAUAGCACCAAAACAGCGUUUAAAUCUUCAACUCGUCUAGAGUGUAUGAUGCAAGAUUAUCCAAAGACAUUGCCUCCAACUGCACGAGUUGGAUUCACGGUGAUGGAUAUAUGGCUUGCUUAUGCACCCGUAAAGAAUAAUCCUGAGGAUGCUGCUAAGGUACCAAAGGGAAACCCAUAUCACAGUGCAACUUCUGGAGAAAUGGCGAUUUAUCGUGCUAACAGCCUCAUUCUUCAAAAGGCUGGUGUCAAAAUGGAAGAGCCUGUGAAGCAGGUCUUGAAUGGCCAAGAGGUUGAAGUAUGGUCUCGUAUCACAUGGAAACCCAAAUGGGGAAUGAUCUUCUCUGAUAUCAAAAAGAAAGUCAGCGGGAACUGUGAGGUCUCUCAAAGGUCCACAAUGGCUAUCAAGGGUCGUAAUGUAUUUAUUGAAGAUCUCUCCUUGGAUGGUGCUCUUAUUGUAGAUUCCAUUGAUGAUGCAGAGGUAAAACUUGGAGGUUUGAUAAAGAACAAUGGUUGGACAAUGGAGAGUGUGGAUUACAAGGACACAUCGGUUCCAGAAGAAAUAAGAAUCAGAGGGUUAAAAGGUCCAAAAGUCCCUAACGUCAUGUGGAAGCGAGAAUCGAGCGAGGAAGCAUCAUCACCACCACAGAGUCAUGAGUAUCUGGAAGCUCAGAGAUCCUUGUUGCCCUCUGUUCAGAGCUCCUCUCCUCAUAUGUUCUUGCCCCCUGCCUCUGCUCCGGUGUUCUUGCCCUCUGCCUCUGCACCAAUAGAACCUCUCAAUCUUUCUCAGGUUCUGACGGGAGUUCGGGAACUUGAUCUUGUACCGAACAGAAACUCAUCACAUAGUUAUGAGAAUCCGAUGUUCUUGCCCCCUCCUCCGAUGUUCUUGCCCCAUGCUCCGCUGUUAUAUCCUCUCUCUUCUCUCAAUAGUUGGUCUCGGGCUGAGAGUGGCCGGGCGCAACAAUUUCGGUCUCGGGAGUCGAUUUUUUACCCUUACAAAGAGGAACAAAUACUGUCUAGUGAGGAAGAGCUCUUUGGUAAAGUUGGACUUCAUUGCUACAAUCUUCAACAGGGUACCAACUUACAAUUUGUGUCUUUACAAGAGUUUCAUUCAUGGUUCAGCUCGAUUAUUUCUUACGCUGUAACAUUGGAGGCAGUGGAUCCAAUGCGGCGCAAUUCCAGUUGCCUUUUCGAAACACUGGCUAGGCAUGCGAUUGAGAAUAAAGAUUGCUUGAGUGCAAUUGUAACAAAAUGUAGAAUAAAGCCGCAAAAUAAUCCAGACUCAGAGAAGGGACGCGGCCAUAAUCCCUUUAACAAAGCUCUCGUGGAUGAUUUCUUCAAAGGUGAGAUGCCUAAUUGGUUGCCGAAUGAUGCGCUAACGGGAAAUAAUAAGAUGCAAUACUAUGAGAUGAAAGAUUCAGAGGUGGAAGAAGACAAGGAAUGGCUUCAUCUAUACGCGGAACUCGCCUUGUUGACCUUGCAAGGAUCUGAAUUUAAAACAAUUCAGCCUGUAAAACCGUUGGAGCUGAGAAAGAUAGUUGUAAGUACAAAAGAAGAUGUGGAGUCGAAGAAAAAGGUCAAGGCGGCGAAUGCAAUCUUCUACAUUAGCUUCAAAAACUGUUGCGGUCGAGAUUAUAAUGUUAUCGCAAGGAGAACAACAGAUGGAAUCCCAGAGCAUUUUUCGCUUGAAGUCAAGUGUUGUUGAUCUCAUAAUCGAACAUUUGGUGUUUGCUUUCGAAUGUUAUGUUAUAAUCUCACUACAAGAAAAUAGGGAUAUUGCA
This is a messenger RNA of Arabidopsis arenosa, 3178 nucleotides long. The record is from the annotation of a GenBank genome assembly. Lineage: Eukaryota; Viridiplantae; Streptophyta; Magnoliopsida; Brassicales; Brassicaceae.